AUGGUUCAAGUACCUAUGAAUACCACGGCUUCGACCUCAAACAUGCGAGCCUCACCCUCUGUCGGUACACCAAACGGUCACUCGGCUUCCAAUCGAGGAAAAUCAAAUGGAAACGGAAAUGCUUCCAAUCCAGCCGCAGCUCCCACAGCUUUGAGUGCCAUGGUAUCCGCACCUCUGGAUUUGACCAGUGUAGAGAGGAGGGGACAGCCAACGGCUAGCCGAGAGAAUCCCAAAAAGAUGCGUCCUCAUGGUCUACAAGAAGCGCCAACAUACAGACCUACGGCAGAAGAAUUCAAGGAUCCAUAUGCAUAUGUUAGAAGUAUUGCGCCGGAAGCUUCACAAUUUGGCAUAUGCAAGAUUAUUCCUCCUGAUACCUGGAAACCAGACUUUGCGAUUGACACCGAGCGUUUCCACUUCCGCACGCGCAAACAAGAAUUAAACUCAGUCGAAGGCAGCACACGAGCAAAUCUUACGUACCUUGAUCAACUUGCAAAAUUCCAUAAACAACAUGGAACGAAUCUCAACCGAUUUCCUAGCGUCGAUAAACGACCUCUCGACUUGUACAAACUUAAGAAGGCGGUGGAAACCAGAGGCGGAUUUGAGAAAGUCUGCAAGCUCAAGAAAUGGGCAGAGAUCGGUAGAGAUUUGGGAUACAGCGGAAAGAUCAUGUCUUCAUUAUCGACGUCAUUAAAGAACUCAUAUCAAAGAUGGUUGCAUCCAUAUGAAGAAUAUCUUCGAUUGGCCAAACCAGGAGUACAUCAACAAUUAGAGUACGAAUACGGAGGACCCCUUACACCAUCUCCUGCGAAUUCACCGAUGAAAAGAUCUGUACAACAUACGCCAUCCAGUUUGAGGGGUGAAUCUCCAGCGAUGCGCGCAUCGGAUGCUCUGAACACAAGUGUAAUGAAGGAGGAAUUCGAAAAGAGCAUGAAGAAUAUUCCGAUGUUAGAUGCUCCGGUCGUACCAAAACCACAACCUACAUCUGGUUUUACUCCAGUAAAUGCUGGUGGUUUUACAGCUGUCAACUCUACACCUGCAUCCUUUACACCUGUCAACAACAAUAACCAUCGCCGCGAACGAGAAUCAAGUGCCGGUUUUACACCAACACCACGAAGACCAUUCGAUAGUCCCAUGUCAUCAGCUAAAAAUACUCCCGAGUACAAACCUUCUGCACUCAGCUCGGCACCGGUAUUAAAUGGUUUUACUUCUAAUCCCUUGCUCAAGAGACAAUUAAGUCAUGAGAGUUUAGACUCGGGUAAAGGAAGUCAACCUCCAGAAGAUUCCGAAAAUGGUGGAAGACGUAGCAAGCGACUUAAGAAAGAUGCUGUACCAACUGUGGCUGGUUCACAUAUGACCCAGUUUCGACCAACACCACCUAGAAAUCCAGGUGAACGUGGGUCCUCAACGCCUGGGGAGAAAUGUGAGACUUGUGGAAAGGGUGAUGAUGCUGAUAAAAUCCUGAUUUGCGAAUCGUGCGAUUAUGGUCAUCAUAUGCAAUGUCUUGACCCUCCUGUGACUCACAAGCCAGACUUCGAUUGGCAUUGUCCUAGAUGCUUAGUUGGAGAUGGUCAAUUCGGAUUCGAAGAAGGUGGAAUCUACUCACUUAAGCAGUUUCAAGAAAAGGCGGCAGACUUCAAGGAAGGAUACUUCCAAAAUAAGAUGCCAUUCGAUCCGGUGCUCAAUUGUCCACGACCUGUUACCGAAGAUGAUAUCGAAAGAGAGUUCUGGCGAUUGGUUGCAAGCCUAGAGGAGACUGUCGAGGUUGAAUACGGUGCCGAUAUUCAUUCAACUACGCACGGAAGUGGAUUCCCGACCAUUGAGAGACAACCACAAAAUCCUUAUUCCACCGAUCCGUGGAAUUUGACCAUCAUGCCUCUGCAUGGAGAGUCUCUAUUCCGACACAUAAAAUCGGAUAUCUCCGGUAUGACUGUGCCUUGGCUUUAUGUUGGCAUGAUCUUCUCGACUUUCUGUUGGCACAAUGAGGAUCAUUACGCAUAUUCCGCAAACUAUCAGCACUUUGGAUCUACAAAGACCUGGUACGGAAUUCCAGGGGAAGAUGCCGAGAAGUUUGAAGACGCCAUGCGAGAAGCUGUUCCCGAACUAUUUGAAACACAACCUGAUUUACUCUUUCAAUUGGUUACACUUUUGACACCAGAACAAUUAAAAAAAGCUGGUGUUAGGGUAUAUGCUCUGGAUCAGAGAGCUGGUCAAUUCGUCAUCACAUUCCCUCAAGCAUACCAUGCCGGUUUCAAUCAUGGAUUUAAUUUCAAUGAAGCUGUCAAUUUUGCACCCACUGAUUGGGAACCAUUUGGAGAUUCUGGAGUCGAAAGGCUUCAGCAAUUUAGAAGGCAGCCAUGCUUUUCCCACGAUGAACUCUUAUGGACUGCGGCUGAGGGUGCGGCAACUGGUGGUGUUACCAUCCAGACAGCCAAAUGGCUUGCUCCCGCUCUUGAACGACUUCGCGAUCGAGAGGUUUCACAAAGAAAGAAUUUCAUUGAUAAACACAAGGUAGAUGGUCACACUUGUGUGAUUACUGAUGUCAUUGAAGGUGCUGGUUCCAGGUGUCAUAUUGGAUUCCAGCUCGACGAAGAAGAUGUGCCAGAAGAAGAGUAUCAAUGCACACACUGCAAAGCAUAUGCAUAUAUGUCAAGGUUUAAGUGUAGUAAGAGUGGCAAGGUCAUGUGUCUACUCCACGCAGGGGCUUAUGAAUGUUGCGAUGUUCCUGAGGCAGAAAGAUUUGUGGGUACUAACCACACACUCCACUAUCGUCGUACAGAAGAAGCUAUUUCGACCAUGCACCAAAAAGUCGCUGACAAAGCAGCCUUACCUGAAAUUUGGGAGGAGAAAGUGGAAAAGUUUCUUGAAGAAGAUGCGACUCCAUCACUGAAAACUUUGCGUACCCUUCUAAACGAAGGAGAGCGCAUCCCGUAUGAUUUACCAUCCCUCCCUUCGCUGAAGAAAUUUGUUGAUCGAUGUAACGAAUGGGUGGAAGAAGCGACAAAUUACACCGUUCGAAAACAGCAGAACCGAAGAAAGAACGAGAAAGCUUGGCGUAAAGGGAGUAGGGCAGCGGAAAUGGAAGAGAGAGAUCGUGAACUACGAAAGUUCGAAAACAUCACCAAGUUACUGAAAGAUGCCGAUAGAAUUGGAUUCCAUUGUCCCGAAAUCGAUCAACUACGAGAGCGAGCCGAUGCUAUUACGAAGUUUCAGACCGAUGCUAGAGCUGCUUUAGCCCACCCAAGUUCACGACGUACCAAUGAAUUUGAAGAACUUCUUGAAGUAGGGCGUGGAUUCAAUGUGGAUAUGCCUGAAAUUGAUAAGCUUGAGAAGGAAGUUCAACAAAUGAAGUGGAAUGAUCGUGCCCGUGAUAAUCGUGGAAUUUUCCUCUCAUUGAAGGAAGUCGGUGAUAUUAUUGACGAAGCUGCCAAACUUCAGGUACCGGAUUAUAACGAUUACUUGAUCUACUAUAAAGAACAGAAAAUUGCUGGUAUGAAUUGGGAAGUGAAAGCCAAAGAAGUCAUUGGUGCGGAGACUGUUCACUACCCACAAUUGGAGGCUCUAUCUCAACAAGCUCAAGUUGCUUCAUUGCCCGUAUCACAAGAGACACUAGCUCAGGUUGAUCAAAUCUUGAACAAGCAUCGAGAAGUACACAAACAGAUCGUUUCCCUGUACGACAGAUGUAGGGAUCCUGACUACAUGAAACGACCAGCCUAUGCAGAAGUUGCCGUACUUCAAAAAGAACUCCAAGGUUUGGGUAGCAAGCCAAGUGGCACUCUCGAUUUGGAAAAGGAGAUAAAGAGGCAUGAAGAUUGGAUGCGUAAAGGCAAGAAGUUAUUCGGCAAGGCAAAUGCUCCCUUGCAUAUUCUCAAGCAACAUAUGGAAUAUGUCAUGGAACGAAAUGUUGAUUGUUUCGAUAUCAGUCAAGAUAAGCCGCGACUUCCUGCCGAACCACUAUCCCGUGAACCUUCCCCUUCAACCGACAAACUCCACAGUUGGGAAGAUCCAAGAUUUCGAGAAGUGUUCUGUAUUUGUCGAAGAGUUGAAGCUGGUAUGAUGAUUGAGUGUGAGCUUUGUCAUGAGUGGUACCAUGGUAAAUGUUUAAAGAUUGCUCGUGGUAAAGUUAAGGAUGACGAGAAGUAUACUUGUCCAAUUUGUGAUUGGCGCGUACGUAUACCUCGUGAUGCAGCUAGGCCCAAGCUCGAGGAUCUGCAAGCAUGGCAAGAUGAGAUUCCGUCUUUACCAUUUCAACCUGAUGAAGAAGCUAUUCUUGAAUCCAUUAUCAAUAAUGCUCAAGAAUUUCGAAGUCACAUUGCACCAUUUUGCAAUCCAGUCAUGGCAACAGCAGACGAAUCCGAAACUCAACGCUUUUAUCUACGAAAGAUUGAAGGUUCAGAAAUACUUCUUGCAUAUGAAACCAAUUUCUUCAGACAAGAACUUCAUAAAUGGUCACCAGUAGCACCAGAACCUCCGCCAGUCCUUGAAUCCUCGAAAUCAACACGAAAGCCUAGACCAACCAAACUUCAAAAGUUGAUGGCGCAACAUGGGGUUGAUGAUCCAGAAGCUUUACCACAAAAUUUAAGGACCAAACCUCAUAAUUUUAAAAGAAAGAGUAGUGAACCUAGUGGAAGUCGACCGAUGCCUUUGCAACCUGCCCCAGGAAGAUCACAGCCUGGGACUCCCACGGCUCAUAGUUUUGCAUCUAGUUCUGGUCCAAGUAUGGGUCCUCAUGGACCGGUUUUGAGUGGGAUUCCAAGUGCUCAUGAUCAUGCGCACCCUUAUUCUAAUUACUCGCAAGAUUCAUAUAGUAGUAUAACUGCUUCAACAAAUCCAUCUCCAGCUUUCGCUCCACAUGCUUAUUUGCAUGGUGGUGUGGUUGGAACACCUACAUUUGGUCAUACAUCCCCACAUCGUCCGAACAUUUUUAGUGAGGCUGGAUUAUCAAGGAUGGAUCCUUCUGCUUCGCUCCAUAGUCCGAUGAGAGAAAAUUUCUCGUUGGGAGUUAGUGGUGUUGGUCAAACUCCUUUAGGUGUCACUGUUGGUGAAGAUAAGAUGUUGGGGGACAAGUUGUUUGGAGAACUUACGAAUGGUGAUGAAGAGCCUACAGGGAAUAAAGAUGUGUCAUCGGUUGAUAGAAAACCAAUUGAUGACAAGGAUGCAACUGAAGCUACGAAAUGGGAUGAAGGAGGUGAUAAUAUGGAGUUAUUCUUCGAUGGGCCUUGA
Molecule: messenger RNA, 5220 nt
Organism: Sclerotinia sclerotiorum 1980 UF-70
Lineage: Eukaryota; Fungi; Ascomycota; Leotiomycetes; Helotiales; Sclerotiniaceae
Exons: 6
Coding region: 1-5220 (1739 amino acids)
Biological process (GO): chromatin remodeling
Cellular component (GO): nucleus
Molecular function (GO): histone demethylase activity; DNA binding
Source: RefSeq, a predicted model, not a curated record